AUGUUAGCUGAUGCUGGUGUUGACACGUUAAUUUGCGAUGGUACAAAUGCAUUUACACAUGAUAAUAUAUCGUCAAAAAUUGGACGUGGUUUAAAUGAAUACGGACACCUUGAACAAACAUGUGUAACAGCUGUUGGUCAUCCUGUUAUGAAUAUUGGUCAAUUAUACGAUAGUCCAACUCAACACGAAUCCGAACAAAUAAAUCCCAUGAUAAGUUCUUAUUUUUCUCAACAGUGGGAACAAGCAUUAAAAAUCGUUCCACCAUUUAUAUUUGUCACUGGUUGGAAUGAAUGGAUUGCACAGCAUUUUAUUCAAACAAGUGCACAAAAUUCUUUUAUUGAAUAUUCACGUGAUAUCGAACCAAUGUUUGGUGGACAUCAAGAUAAUUAUUAUUAUCAACUUCUUAGUUAUAUUCGUCGUUUUAAAGAUUUUUCACAAUGGAAUAAUGUUACACCAUAUUAUUUAGAUGAUUUAUUUGACAUUCCAUCUCGUAAUCAUUCACAAUAUGGUAAUCAAAGUGAGAAACUUAUUAAUUAUAGCCAACGAAAUGAUUUAGAAAGAAUGCAAAUAGCACGUGAUGAAAUAAAUUUAUAUUUUUUGUCUACGUUCAAAUGGACCAUGGAUUGA
Rotaria sp. Silwood2 is the source of this 627-nucleotide messenger RNA. Lineage: Eukaryota; Metazoa; Rotifera; Eurotatoria; Philodinida; Philodinidae. The record is from the annotation of a GenBank genome assembly.